AUGUAAAAUUAAAUUGUGCAUGAAAGCAUAGAAGAAUAUAGACGUUAUAACAAAGUUUUAGAGGGGAAUAGAAGAUAUGUGGAUAAAAAGUUAGCUUAAGAUGAGAACUAUUUUAGAAAAUUGGCUAAGGGUCAAACACCUAAAUAUUUAUUAAUCGGUUGCUCUGAUUCAAGAGCCCCUCCAAAUGAAAUAACAGAAACUGAUCCAGGAGAUAUUUUCAUUCAUAGAAAUAUAGCAAAUCUAGUUAUUCCUACAGAUUUGAAUGUAAAAAAAGUUCUAUAUUUAGAUCAACUGUGUGAUUUAAUAUGCCGUGGAACAUCUUAAAGUGCAUAACAUUAUUGUGAUGGGACAUACAUGUUGUGGUGGCAUAAAAGCAGCUAUGAAAUAAGAUUCAGUUGGAGGAUUAUUAGAUUUAUGGUUAAACUAAAUAAAAUUAGUUUAUGAAAAACAUUAAGAAUUAAUCAAUUCUUUUAUUGAUGAAGAUGAUCAAAUAAAUUCUUUAUGCUGUAUGAAUGUUAGGGAAUAAGUUUUAAAUAUUUGGAGAAAUCCCAUUAUUUAAAAAUCUUGGCAAGAUGGACAUCGUAUUUUUAUAAUUAUAUGUUUAUAGCUGUAAUGGUACAUGGUUGGUUAUUUAGAGUAGAAACUGGUUUUAUUGAGGAAUUAUCUUUGGAGGAUAGCAUACCAGAUGAAAUGUCAAAAAUCUUUAAAAUCAAAUUCAAUCCAUCAAAACAUUAAUCUCCUAAUUAACAUUAAGAAGAAGAAGGCAAUGCUCAUUCUCCUAUGAGAGCAAGAAGAAGAUUUUAAAGAAUGCAAAGCAGAAUCGAAACAGAAAUUCGUCAUUUCACAAUCAAUAUGUAAAAUGUUAAUGAAGAAGAAAUUGAAAAUAAAAUAGUUUAAGAUAUUGAGUAAGAUUUACAAGUAUGA
Messenger RNA from Paramecium sonneborni, 924 nucleotides. Lineage: Eukaryota; Ciliophora; Oligohymenophorea; Peniculida; Parameciidae. The record is from the annotation of a GenBank genome assembly.